AUGACGAUGAAGAGGGCUUCUCAGGCUGCCGACUACCGACAACUUCUGAUCCAGUCGAUCCAUGUCAUGGCCAUCAAGUCCUCAGAAGUGGUUGCCAGCGUGGUACAUGCGCUCAUGGACUUCCUCGGAGACUCAAACAACCCCAGGAGGUUGUCAGGAAAUUCCCUCGUCUUCGACCAAUUUGAACCAAAUUUCUCGCGGUCCAGAUUGACGAGGACUCCAACGAACGCAUCAUGCAUGUCCUGCAUCCAAAUCCUGAGUGAACUCUUGUCAACGAAGAUGCUGGGUGCUCAAGAGGCCUAA
Laccaria bicolor S238N-H82 is the source of this 303-nucleotide messenger RNA. RefSeq lists its product as uncharacterized. The coding region runs from base 1 to 303 and encodes 100 amino acids. The transcript has 3 exons. Lineage: Eukaryota; Fungi; Basidiomycota; Agaricomycetes; Agaricales; Hydnangiaceae. The record is from RefSeq and is a predicted model, not a curated record.